Oreochromis niloticus (Nile tilapia) is the source of this 1759-nucleotide messenger RNA. Its product is annotated as probable assembly chaperone of rpl4. Gene Ontology annotation, cellular component: membrane. Gene Ontology annotation, biological process: determination of ventral identity. The transcript is spliced from 11 exons. Gene Ontology annotation, molecular function: protein binding; phosphatidylinositol binding. The coding region runs from base 197 to 1573 and encodes 458 amino acids. Lineage: Eukaryota; Metazoa; Chordata; Actinopteri; Cichliformes; Cichlidae. The record is from RefSeq and is a predicted model, not a curated record.
GGAGAAAGAAAAAUAUCAUUAUUAAAGUCUCGGAAAUCUUCUCAAUUAAAUAAUAUUUUUUUAAUAAACGGACUCAUACCAACAGGCAUAUAAAAUAUCCUCGUUCAGCGUUUCAUUUUACCAGCUUUAGUCAGGACUUUCGCUUUUUUUGGCCGCUACCCCUCUCCGUAGGAGCAAUAGAGUCACCAUCCGGCGCAUGUGCACUGUAUACUUUAAGCUAACUUUAACUUACUGUCCACGCGUGUUUAGAGUCUCACUUUGGGAAAAGUGGGGUUUGAGCCCAGGGAUUUUAGAAAUAUACGACGCGUUUUUCUUCAGAAUGGGUGGUCAAGCUAAGGGUAAAAAGAAAAAUAAACCGAAGAGGAAAGAUAACCGUCCAAACAGGGAUGGAGGAUUUGUUGGUUUAUCACCUCAAGAAAGGAUGAAGGUAAGAAUGCAAGAAAAAGCCAAGAAGAAGACAGCGGAGAAGUACUCAGUACAGCAACUCCUACAGAAGACUGAAGAAUGCAUGGACAGUUUUGAUUUUGAAAUGGCCAGCCUUUUCUGUCAAAGAGCCCUGGAUGUGGAGCCCACCAACCUGCAAGUUCUGGACAUGCUGGGGCACAUUUCCUCUGAAUUAGGAGACACACAGAAAGCAAAAGAAGUAUUCUUGCGUGCUGUGGAGCUUAGCCCAGAUAUUGGCCACAGUAAGUACAUGUACCUGGGACAAAUCCACACAGGCCGGGAGGCUGUGGACUACUAUACCAAAGGCAUACAAGUCCUACUGAAUACAUUGGAGAAACAAGGAACAACAACAGCUCUGGCUGGAGCUGCUGCCCCACCAGAUGAGGACCCUGAACUCCCCACAGAGAAGGAUGUUAGUGUAGCCUACUGCUCCAUCGCUGAGAUUUACUUAACAGACCUCUGCAUGGAGGAGGGGGCUUCCGACAAGUGCAGAGAGUUCAUAGAGAAAGCAUUACAGUAUCACCAUGACAACCCAGAGGCUCUACAGCUUAUGGCCAGUUACCUGUUCAGUACAGAGAGAAACCAGGAAGGCAAAGAUUACCUGUUGAAGAGUGUCGGAAUGUGGCUACCUGCGCUAAAACAGAGAGCAGCUUCGUCCAGCGCAGGGGAAGACAUUCAGAAUGAGAUCCCUCCGUAUGAGUCUCGCAUCACCACAGCCAAACUGCUCAUUGAGUCAGAGGAGUACGAGAUGGCAGUAGAUGUAUUGGAGAGUCUACUAGAAGAGGAUGACGAAGUUGUCCAGGUGUGGUAUCUCUCUGGCUGGGUGUGCUACCUCCAGUUGGAAAAGGCAAAGGAGCAGCAGGAAAGGGAAGGAAGAGAAGCAACAGAAGAGGAAAAGGAGGAGGGGACGGCAUUGAAGGAAGCUGCCAGAUCAUACUUGACUAAUGCUAAGAAGCUCUACAAUAAGCUGCGAUGUGACGACCAGCCGAUGUUGGAGCAUGUGGAGCAGCUUCUGGGCGAGCUGGGAGGAGAGGUGGAGGGAGAGGAUGCAGAUCCAGCCUUGGAUGAAGAUUUUGAACCCUGUAGCGAUGAUGAUGAGGAGGAUGCAGAAGCACCCAUGGAACACUGACCGCACCUCCCUGCUUGGAUUUUGUGAUUUCACUUUUCUCCCAUCAUGUCUCUCUGUAGUUCUCAUGAAAUCUCAAAGGGUGCCUUUUUUUAAAUGGUUUUCCUCUCCCACCUGCUUAUCAACAAUUAAAUCUGAAAUCCACUGAUAUGCACAAAAGAGUGGCAUUAAAAGCAGCGGUCUCCUCAA